UCUCCUCUUCUCCCUUCUCCUUAUUUUUUCUUGUCUUUUUUCUAGUCUUUUUUUGCCUUCCUACUAAUAAUACCUUUUUCCUCUUACUUACUGGACUUAAACUAACAAACUCUUUCCUUUCAUAAACUUCUUUUUCUCUCUUUUUUUUUUUAUAUAUCUGGUGACACUGCAACUUCCGUUUUGCUUUUGGUGUCUCAUUCAACUUUUGAAUUCUUUUGGUGUACUAAAGAAAACAAAAAGUUUCAAGAGGCAAAUAUUUGAAGCUGCAUGAUUUUGUGAGAUUAAAACUUCAGUUUUGUAGAAACUAUCAUUAUUAUUUCAGCUACUUCUAGGAUGGACACCCAUAAUGGCAAUAAUGGAGCUCCUGAUUGGAUUUGUCUCCCCCUCAUGAAAUGACCCUUUUGCCCUUUCCAAUUUCAACAAUGGCAAGAAUCCAAAAACUCCACUCCCUCCAAAUUCUUGCCACUUUCUUGUUUUUUGUUUUGUUUUUUCAGCCAUCCAAGUCCUUAACUGCUGAAACUCAGGCCCUUUUACAUUUCAAAGAGCAGCUCAAUGACCCUUUGAAUUACUUGGAUUCUUGGAAAGACUCAGAAACUCCUUGUAAAUUCAAUGGAAUUACUUGUGAUCAAAAGACUGGUCUUGUUACUGAAAUUUCCCUUGAUAAUAAGUCCAUUUCUGGGGUGAUUUCCCCUUCAAUUUUUUCACUCAAAAGCCUCACUUCUUUGGUACUACCUUCAAAUUCUUUAUCAGGGAACCUUCCAAGUGAAAUAACCAACUGCACCAAUCUCAAAAUCUUGAAUGUCACUGGAAAUAACAUGAAUGGAACCAUACCUGAUUUAUCUAAGUUGACUAACUUAGAAGUUUUGGACUUGUCUAUAAACUACUUUUCAGGAAAGUUUCCAUCUUGGGUUGGAAAUUUGACUAGUUUGGUUGCAUUAGGCCUAGGGGAUAAUGACUUUGUUGAAGGUAAAACUCCUGAGAUUCUUGGGAAUUUAAAGAAAGUAUAUUGGCUUUACUUGGCUGGCUCAAACUUGAUAGGAGAAAUCCCAGAAUCCAUUUUCGAAAUGGAGGCACUAGGAACUUUGGAUAUUUCAAGAAAUCAGAUUUCUGGGAAUUUCCCUAAGUCUAUAAACAAGCUGAAAAAUUUAUGGAAAAUUGAGCUGUUUCAAAAUAAGUUGACAGGUGAACUUCCUGUAGAACUUGCAGACCUCUCUCUUUUGCAGGAAUUUGAUAUUUCUAGCAACCAGAUGUACGGGGCGCUGCCUCGGGGAAUCGGGAACCUGAAAAAGUUAACAGUGUUUCAAAUAUUCAAGAAUAACUUCUCUGGUGAAAUUCCUCCUGGUUUUGGAGAAAUGCAGCAUCUUAACGCCUUUUCUGUGUACAGGAACAGUUUUUCUGGGGCAUUUCCAGCAAAUCUUGGUCGGUUUUCGCCCCUGAAUAGCAUAGACAUAUCUGAAAACAAAUUUACUGGUGCAUUCCCAAAAUACUUGUGCCAAAAUGGGAACUUGCAGUUUUUGCUAGCUAUCGAAAACAGUUUCUCGGGGGAUUUUCCAAGUACUUAUUCCUCUUGUAAGCCUUUACAGAGAUUGAGGGUCAGUAAUAAUCAACUUUCUGGGAAAAUACCUGAUGUUGUAUGGGGACUUCCAAAUGUGUUGAUGCUGGAUUUCAGUAAUAAUAAGUUCAGUGGAGCUAUAUCUCCUGAUAUCGGGACUGCUACUAGCUUGAAUCAGUUACUGUUAUCAAAUAACAGAUUUUCAGGUGAGCUUCCAAAAGAAGUUGGGAAACUCACACUAUUGGAAAGGCUGUACUUAGAUAACAAUGAACUCUCCGGCGCAAUACCUUCUGAGCUUGGUAAACUGAAGCAACUUUCAUCUUUGCAUUUGGAGAAGAACUCAUUCUCAGGGACAAUCCCAUCAGAAUUGGGUGAAUUUCCUAGGCUUGCAGACCUGAAUCUUGCUUCAAAUCUUCUUACAGGUAGCAUUCCCAAUUCUUUAUCGACAAUGACAUCUUUGAACUCUUUGAAUCUUUCACACAACAGACUCACUGGUAAAAUACCGACUAGCUUGGACAAUCUGAAGCUGUCGUCGUUGGAUCUCUCUAACAACCAGCUAUCAGGAGAAGUUUUAUUGGAUCUUUUAACAAUGGGAGGAGAUAAGGCAUUUGCUGAUAACAAGGGACUUUGUGUUGACGAAAGCAUCAAAUUCUCAAUGAACUCGGGCUUGGGGGGUUGUGGUGGAAGGGCUGCUCAACACAAGUUAAACAAACUAGUUGUAUUUUGCAUUGUGUUGCUUUCGUUAGCUGUUCUAAUGGGCGGUUUAUUGCUCGUCAGUUACCUAAACUACAAGCAUAGUCAUGAAGCAGAUCCUGAAGAACAACUGGAGGAAGCCAAGGGAACAAAUCCAAAAUGGAAGCUAGAGAACUUCCACCAUGUGGAAUUUGAUGCAGAUGAUGUUUGUGGUUUCGACGAGGACAAUUUGAUUGGGAGUGGAGGUACAGGAAAAGUUUAUCGGUUAGACUUGAAGAAAGGAUGUGGAACGGUAGCUGUGAAACAGCUGUGGAAAGGGAAUGGUGUGAAAGUUUUGACAAGGGAAAUGGAAAUUUUGGGGAAAAUCAGGCACAGAAAUAUAGUAAAGUUGUAUGCAAGUCUAAUGAAAGAAGGUUCAAAUUUCUUGGUUUUCGAGUACAUGCCAAAUGGUAAUCUUUUCGAGGCACUACACCGAGAGAUCAAGGCUGGGAAGCCGGAAUUAGAUUGGUACCAGAGAUAUAAAAUAGCACUCGGAGCUGCAAAAGGAAUUGCUUAUCUUCACCAUGAUUGUUGCCCUCCUAUUAUUCAUAGAGAUAUUAAAUCAACCAACAUUCUACUUGAUGAGGAUUAUGAAGCAAAAGUUUCAGAUUUCGGGGUUGCAAAAGUCUCAGAAAUUUCUUCUAGGGGAUCCGAGCUCAGUUGUUUUGCAGGCACUCAUGGUUACAUGGCUCCUGAAAUGGCAUAUACUCUCAGAGUAACAGAAAAGAGCGACAUUUAUAGCUUUGGCGUCGUGCUAUUGGAACUAGUAACGGGAAGAAAACCAAUAGAAGAUGCAUUUGGAGAAGGAAAAGACUUGGUUUACUGGACCUCAACUCAUUUAAAUGACAAGGAAAGCAUUGUGAAAGUUCUUGAUCAGAAGGUGGUUUCUGAACUUGUUCAGGAAGACAUGAUCAAAGUGUUGAGAAUCGCCACACUUUGUACGACGAAGCUUCCUAAUUUGCGCCCCAACAUGAAAGAAGUUGUCAAGUUGCUUGUUGAUGCUGAACCUUAAACAUUUAGAUCUUCAAGCAAAUCUGAGAAAAAGGGGCACAAUUUUUCUGAGGUCUAGUUUCCCUCUGUGGUUUUUUUCUCAUGUUGAUAGUUGUUAUGUAGUACUAUAAUUCUCAAGUUAGUUUUAGGUAUCUGAUAUAUAUAUAUAUACAAUUAUCCCAAUGUGAAAUGAUUUUCCACUUUCUUUGUGUAAAAGUUGAAUUGUGUAAAAUGAAAUGUUUCUUUUUUGUUGUGGCUGGAAAGUUGAGAGGUUCAAUUGA
Molecule: messenger RNA, 3555 nt
Organism: Nicotiana attenuata
Lineage: Eukaryota; Viridiplantae; Streptophyta; Magnoliopsida; Solanales; Solanaceae
Product: receptor-like protein kinase HAIKU2
Exons: 3
Coding region: 393-3296 (967 amino acids)
Biological process (GO): protein phosphorylation; hormone-mediated signaling pathway
Cellular component (GO): plasma membrane
Molecular function (GO): protein kinase activity; ATP binding; protein binding
Source: RefSeq, a predicted model, not a curated record